AUGGAUGUCAAAGUAUACGCCAUCAGUGAGGGACGCGAGCCAGGGUACUAUUUCAGCUGGCCGGAGGUUCAGGAACGCACUAAAGGGUACUCAGAGCCAAGAUUUAAAAAGUUUAAGUCCCUCCAAGAGGCCCAAGAUUGGUACAAUGAUCCGAUCCAGUGCACCAGUCGGACACGACGUCAACGCAAGGAAAUUGAUAAUGAACGUGUCCGUCGCCAUAUGCGCUUUCUGAACCGUUCAAUCGCCCUCAAGACGGCUAGAGGAGUCAAAAUUAGUGAGAGCGAUUCGAACGCUAUUAUCGAGGGAUUUGCAGCGUUGAAGAUUGAGAAAGCCAUGACUGUUACUAGAUCCUACACUGGCUUUGACUUCCAGCCCUCUACUUCUCCUUCAUCCUCUUCUCCUUCUUCUCCUUCUUCUCCUUCUUCUUCUCCUUCUUCUUCUUCUUCUACUGUUAAUUCUCUUCCUCCAACCACUCCUUCUCCCUCUCGAUUUCGCUGUAUCUCUUCACCUGCCUCUGGUUCUGGUUCUGGUUCUGCUAUAACCUCUGGAUAUGGCUCCCAAGACGGCCCAUUCCUUCUCGGGGAUGAGGGCGAUUUUUAA
Messenger RNA from Fusarium redolens, 600 nucleotides. RefSeq lists its product as uncharacterized. The transcript has 2 exons. The record is from RefSeq and is a predicted model, not a curated record. Lineage: Eukaryota; Fungi; Ascomycota; Sordariomycetes; Hypocreales; Nectriaceae. The coding region runs from base 1 to 600 and encodes 199 amino acids.